Molecule: messenger RNA, 1242 nt
Organism: Dichomitus squalens LYAD-421 SS1
Lineage: Eukaryota; Fungi; Basidiomycota; Agaricomycetes; Polyporales; Polyporaceae
Product: Clavaminate synthase-like protein
Exons: 4
Coding region: 1-1242 (413 amino acids)
Biological process (GO): protein hydroxylation; positive regulation of translational termination; negative regulation of gene expression
Cellular component (GO): cytoplasm; nucleus
Molecular function (GO): histone H4R3 demethylase activity; sequence-specific DNA binding
Source: RefSeq, a predicted model, not a curated record
AUGCCAAACCGGGGGUGCAUGGAGUGUCAAUGCCCGAAGCUCGAUAGGACACCCUCUUAUGCGGAGUUUCUCGAGUCGUAUCUUAUACCGAACAAUCCAGUCAUCAUCGGACCAUCCCUUGUUUCUUCUUGGCCAGCCCUCAAGCACUGGGUCACAGACGAGGGCAGCAUCAACUCGGACUACCUCAAGACUGCAUACGGCCACUAUGAAGUUACAGUGGCCGAUUGCUCCACCCGUAACUUCAGUGACCAGCAACGCGAACAGAUGCUAUUCCGCGAUGUCGUCUCCCUGUGGCAAGAAGAUAAGGGAGAGACCCUCUACGUCAAAGACUGGCAUCUGGCCCGCGUUAUAGCUGCGGAUACCACCAGAGCACAGCCGGAUCGGCCAUUCUACACGACCCCAGACAUCUUCCGCGAUGACUGGAUGAACGCGUACUACUCUGCGUGCACGGAAGACGACUUCCGCUUCGUGUACGUCGGCGCUUCUGGGACGUUUACUCCGCUGCAUCGCGACGUGUAUACGUCGUACUCGUGGUCGACGAACGUCUGCGGGUGGAAACGAUGGUGGCUCUUCCCUGCGGACCAGACACCCCUUCUCUUCCGCAAGGGCGGCGAGGAGCAUAUGGAGACCGCGUAUGAUGUUCGCGAUGUGGACUUGGCGCUGUAUCCAUUGUUUGAACAGGCGCGUCCAAUCGUCAUCGAGCAAGGCCCCGGGGAGACGAUAUUCGUUCCCAGCGGAUGGUAUCAUCAAGUUGAAAACCUGACGGCGUGCAUUUCGAUCAACCACAACUGGUGCAACUCCGUAAACCUUCCCUCGCUCUACGACUCUAUGUGCGCCAAAGUCACGGAGGUCGAGCAUGCACUCGAGGACGUCAAAGAGCUUCUUUCGCAAGGCGACGCUAAUAGCUCCGGAGAUUUGAGCUCCAGUUGGAGAAAGGAAUGGAUUGCGAUCGUACAAGAUCUUGUAGAGAAGGACGCUGGGUGGAAUUGGCUCACGUUCUGGAAAAUGAUCCGGCAUGCGCUGUCUCUUGCUAUGGAUUGGCCAUGUCCUGUGGACGGAUGCCUUUGGGCUCGGACGCCCUCUGAACUGAUGCCCUCGCUCGACUACAUGGCGACGCGAAUACGAAACUGCUACGAAGAUUUCGCGAUCCGUCCCCAGCUAGAAGGCAGCUUGAUCCCAGGAAUGGAUGAGGUCCUUGCGGAUAUUGGCGGCUUGCUGAAUUAUGGAGCAUCCACUGUAUAA